AUGCUCACAACGCCACGACGAGGUAAGGUUUCGUCCGCAAAUCAGUGUAAAAUGUGUGUGGAAAUGUGGAAAGCGUUGAAUCCUGAAGUGAUAUCUAUGCAAACGAAGUGUAAAGCGAACAUGUCACGGGCCGACCCAAUGAUUGGCACCUAUCCGACGACAAGACAUUGCCAUUUGUUCGAUUACAAAACAAAAGAGGUUUCUGACUCUGAAGCGAGAAUUGGAAGUCAGCAACAACGGUUUCUCUUUGUUUCCCACCGGAAAUUGCAAAUAGCCGCUUCCUUAUUGUCGGCUUCUUAUCGGAAAACUAAUUCCUGAAAUUAUGAUUCAGACGAGCUUUGGCAAAUUUUUUCGAAUCAUUGUCGAUAGUUUCACUUUGUAAGCUUAUUACCACAAACAUUUUCGUCUUGCGUCUCAAUUCGCUAAUUUCGCCCACUUCGUACAGUAGGUGUUUGUUGUCUGCCUGCCCCGUUUUGCCUUUGACUGUUCGAAACAACUUCCUGUCUCCUUUUCAUCUUCUUCCGCCCUCUUCCGCCAGACCAUCGCUAUAUACUUUGCAUUGUUUUUGGUUUUAGCGCGGCGGUGGGCCACCACAGGAAAUGUUUCCGCGCGGAUUCACGCAGGGCGGCUUCUCUCAAGUAUCCACUGCUCCGAGCCGCACACACUUUUCGCGCUUUUGUUCUUUGCGUUUUCUUAGUUUUUGAACAUGCUCGCGGCAGCUUGAGCAGAGAUUCGGCCAGUUUCUAAUCAGUCCUUGCUCUUUUCCUAGAUAAUUCGCUUCUAUUUCUCAGUAAUACAGACAGAAGCCAACUUUCUUCUCUUCUCAAUUUCGACGUCGAUGCGGUAACGACCUCACCGAAUUGCGGGUCGUUUUUGCGGAACAAGAGGAAAGAACACGGCAGGGUGCCACCAUUUACACUGUCCUUCGCAGGCGACAACGAAGGCGUAAAAGUCAAGUUCUUCAGCCAGCAGAGUGUAUUCAGUCGUUUACCGCACAGUUUUUUGUAUACAUUUCAUUCGAGACACAUUUGCAAAAGAAAUUGUAGACUGAGAUCGGGUAUGUCGAAAAUUCCAAUUUGAAUUUUCCAAUAGCUUAACGAAUUACGCCGAAGCUAUCAUGUUUAUAAUUUUCAGUAGAGCUCAUCAGCUACACGCCAUGACCUGGUUUUACUGAGUGUUUUUCAACAUUCUGUCGUCUAUUGGUUUUCUGGAAAACAUAUUGUCUAGUGCUCACUUGAGACUCCUCGAAUAUUAGUCUUUCAUUGUUGCGUUAGCACCUCCGCAACACUUCCGAUUAACUAGCACGUCAAUUAUUCAUCUGUACACCACCACAGCCACCUCCCAUCAGAUGUUGCACUACCGCCCAAUUGUGCACACACACAAUUGGAUCCCACCGAUGUAUGUCGUACAUACCUAAUCCUCGGGGUACACGAUCAGAUUAGCCAUGUGGGAACUUGCACCGAUACCAUCGCUUUGCUUCGACCUCAGAAACGAAGAUUUUCCUUUUCUCCCUUCGUCAGUAAUCCUUUUCGCUUUUUCGGCGCGACCACACGAGAUCUCGUCAUUUCUUGAUCAUCAUUGUCAACACCUUUUUGGGGUAAAACGCACGAGACCUUGGACCGACUGUCUCGUUCUGUGCGCCAAAUCGCUUCUGACAGUUUGACAGUUUACUGGGAAAUGUUCAGUUUUGGCCCUAGAACUGGUAUGCCAUGUGCCAUGCCACGAAAUCUAAAGUCAGUUCCGAUUUGUGUCACUACUAGGUCACGCCCACUCGAUUCUGAAGCAGAAUUCAUUCUUGCGGAUUCUGAAGUUUGAAUGAAUCCAGUCAGUUUACCCCUCCUCGUAACCUAUUAUUCGUCCACUUUACAGUGAAAGUCAUCCGGUCUCUACUCUACGUUACCUGCACAGAAUUAAGUGGUCAAUUUCAUUUUCAUCCUUCAUUCUUCCAUACAUUUCACUUAGUUCAUUCGAAACGUCAGCGGCUUCUCCCUCCGUCAUUUAGUACUUCAUAGAUCAUUUUUCCGGACACUUUCCCCCCGUCCUGCAUAUUCCAUUCCGUUUUGCUCAUCGAUCAUUUCCGUCCCCGCGCCAUCGGCUCAUUUGUCUUCGAAAGUCUCUAAGGCCUGGGCGAGCAGAGAAUCAGUUUUACAAUGCCGCCACCGGCUGUUGCUGUCUGUGUUGUUGUUGCUGCAGAGCCACGUCAUUCAUUCAUAUGCAACAUGCCUCACAUAUCAUUUUGUGGUGACCGCCUGUUGGUCAGUGGUGUCUUCCCCAACUUUUGGCGUCGAAGUCUUGCUGGCAACGCAAUUCAAACUGAAAACCUACUUCUUUUUGUUCCACAAAAGGCACACUAAAAUGUAAAUACGCACCUAGCGCAUGUCACUCUGUCCUACUUCUUCCCGUCAUUAAUUGCCAUUCCGGUACACGUUGUUUUGUGUCCAUUUCCGACAGGCUCCCUUUUUCCUUUUUUCUCUCCGCUCCAUAUGACCUUCUUCUCCUCGUUUUCUUUCGUCGUCCCAUUCUGCUAACGGACCAGCUAAGGCUAUAAAUCUCCAUGAGAAGAGGGGGCAGAAUAAGAAUACAAAGAAAAAAGAUGAUGAAGAAGAAGAGACCUUUUUGGUCGGUCACCUCCUUCUCCUUUUGUUCCGUCUAUUUGUAAUGACAGUAGAAGCAGCUGACUGACUGGCUUACGGACUGUCUCUUGUGAUCUUUUGUAUACUCACAAAAGUUUUGAAACAAAACGUCGUAUAGUGUCCGUCCUUUUGUCAAAUACUGGCAAGUUUGAAAGUCCAGCGUCCGAUCCUGAGUCACACGCUCCGGUACCAGGCACCAUACUGAAUCAGCCAACGUCAGCUUUUUCUUGACCACCCCCUUUACUUUUUGUACAGAUUGUCCUCCAUUUUACCUCAUCUUCGAUGAAAAGAAGACCAAUGGUCUAUCUCCCUCUCUCAAAAUGGUAAUUCAUCGUGAAUCGAAUCGGACAAGAGUUUUUCAUUGGUUUCGCCAUAGACCCCCUCCCCUUUUUUUCCAACUUCUUGUCGCCCAUCUCAAGGUCCUUUGUCGCCCGUCUCUCUCGUUUGAGAUGGUCGUCACAAAGCGCCUUUCGGCUUCACUCUUUGCUUUUUUUUUGAUUAGCAGCGGCACGUCUCUUUGGCGGAAAUCUAUCGGGGGUGUAGAAGGUGACAAUGAACUUUCGGGGGGCGGGAAGUGUCUUUGAUCUGUUUCGUCGUUGUGUCACCGCAAUGAUAACAUUGCGCAACUCCUUUUCGCCAUCGGGUUCUGGUGAUGUUUGCCACGUGAUUGUGUAAGUUAUUAGUGUAUUAUCUCUGUUCGACUCUGUAAAUGGUGGCACAGUAUCAGAUUUUGUAAAAACAUACGGUAUGAUUCAUACCUGGUAAUUUUCUGUAGUACACAAAUAAACGCUUCACGUUACGGUUUGAAAUAUUUCAAAGCCUUCACGUUCAUACGCCACCUAUCUCACUAGUCAACCAAUAAAAAAACGGAAAGCAGCUUGUGCGACCACUGACCGAAUUGCCAUACUUCACUCUCUCCGCUUCAACUUUCACCACCAUCACCAUAUUCUCCGUCGACUUCUUCUCAUUUCCACCUCGUUCAUUCUGAAUGCAAAUUGUCUCUGUUUUCCAAAAAAAAAUAUCUAAACCAUCUGCUUUCUCAGUGCCAUAUGCUCCUUGGCUCUCUCAGAAAAAGACAGGUCGGUCAGUGGUCGUGAACCGAACCAGAUGUGGGUUGGCACUGAAGAGGGUCGGAAUCGUGGGCUCCUUCUCACAUUUCUCACAAACCGAAUAGUGCCUUCACACUCAGAAUGCGUGUGUGUGCCGUGAGCUGUUGAGUAAACGCAUUUCCGGACGGAUUAUCCGCUAGGCGGCAUCGCGCAUCAGGAAGAAGAGUUGAAAGCGAAAGAGAGAGGGGGAGAGUUAAGGGCGGAAGGGAGUGUCAAAUGUUAUUUUAUUUAUUUGAUAUAUAGAUGCGCAUAAUCCGUGCCACGAUUCCUUGCUCCGAAGGCAGUAUGCUUGAUAAGCCGGAAAGUCAUACUCUUCGGAGCCUUCAGUAUCUUUGCAUCUUUGCAUCUUGACGCUUUCGCUCGUUGCCAGUCUUGUUUCAAUUAGAUGAUAAUGAUAUGUGGGAUGUUGAUCCUUAGUUGUUACAGCCAACAUGUCAUCGGAAAGCAGUUCGGUGGCAUCCACAGUCCACUACGCGAAACCAGUCAUCCAUCGUCAUCCGACGACCAGCGCAGGAGGCACUCCCUCCUCAAUCGGAUCUUCCAGCAGUGGAUCCUCGUCGUUGUCCUCUUCCAAACAGACUCCUCGUUAGUUUUUUUUCGAACGCCUUCAAAAACUGGAACUACCGCAUUUCAGCUCGGUCCCCAGUCAUUCGGUAUCCGACAGUGGUGGUCGGCAACAAUUCGGCCGUCUCGACGCCUUCAUCCAUCAUCACUCCGCAGGGAACACCCUCUUACGCAGUCCCAGUCGCCAGAAAUGUAAGAUUUUAAAGUUUUUUGAAAGAUGGGAACGUAUACAAAUAUUUCAGCAAUUACAAUACUCGGCCUCAAAACUGCAAUACGAGCACAUGAAACAUCGGUGCAAAAUGCUCGACGACGAGAAUCAGAAGUUGAUGCGAAUGCAAUCCGACGUGGUGAACGACGCGAAUCGCAGGGUUCAGGUACGUCUUUUGCGAUCCCCCCCGGCAGCACUUCACUCCCUGCUGUCUAGUCCCCGGCUGCCCGCCCGCUCCGACUGUAUUAUUUUUGAUAUCAAUUUCAAUCAUCUUUUCUCGCCCUCUGGAGCUUCCGCUGCGGCGGCUCUUUGUUUGCUCUUUCGGUGCUCUUCAUCCCAAAACUGACCCUAAUUAAUAGAUUCUCCAAGAGAAAAUAGCUGCUCUUUGCUAUGUGCUCUUGGUUUUUUGGCAACUUUUUGAGUCCGGAUGAGCGUAGGGUAAGUUUCAGAUAAAAAUUACGGUUUUCUUGUAGAACUUCUAAAAUCAUAGUUUCAGAUGCACGUGAAUGAGAUCCGAAUGCUGAAGGACGAGAACCGAAAGCUGACGACGAGCAACAAAGAGCUCCGCGAUUUGUGCUGUUUCCUCGACGACGAUCGUCAAAAAACACGGAAAUUGGCUCGAGAAUGGCAGAAGUUCGGGCGGUACACAAGCAACCUGAUGAAACAAGAAGUGCACUCGUACCACCAAAAAAUGGGAAACAUUGAGGAGAAACUGAGCACAAAAGAGCGAGAAGUGGACGAGUUGCGCCAAUUGUGCAUGUACCUGGACGAGCAGAGACAGAGCCUCAUGACCGGAGCACAUCACAUCGACGACGGAGACAAUGAGAGCGAGGAUCUGGGGUGCGGAAGCAGCGAGCAGAGCGGAGGUUCGGAAGGACAUCAGGAGGAGGAGAAGCACGCGGACGCCAUCUUCCAGAAGUGCUUCAACAAGCACAAGGAGCACACUCUCCGCCGGAUCAUGGCCACUUCGAUGUGCUCGGAACCAUCGGAAGAAGAAGAGAGGAGGGAGGUGUCUAAAAGGGAACGCUCCCGACUUCUCGGAUACAUACAAUCGCUGGAGAACAGAAUAAAGCACUUGGAGAUGUCACAGAAUCAUGUAGGACUUUCCGUUUCCAUCUUUUCUAUAUAAAUACAAUUCAGGAAAGCUUCUGGAACUCGUCCUCGAACGUCGGCUCCGAAUGCGACGAAAAAACGAUAAUCGAGCGAGGAUGGAUGAACGACGAAAUGAGCAGCGACGGAGGGAUUCUGGAGGAGAAGCAGCAGCCGAUGAGCACGUCUUCCGCUUCUUCUUCGCACAUCGUCGGCGAGAAACUGAAUAUGUUCGACUCGAUGACGAGCACGAUGACGUCUUCUGGAUGCACCACUUACGCCAGUUCGGGAACUGACGGCGAAAGCGUUUUUGUGAUGGGCGAUGAGAUUGGUGAGUGUUUUGGCGGUGAUUCCCAAAUGUCACGCUCAAAUUAGGGUUCGCUGCAGAUAUCGGAAACCUGGAAGUGCGUACAUUGUCCCGAAUCGAAGAAGAGCACAUCUCGACGAGUGACAGCCUGCGGGAGAGUGCGAGAAUGCCCCCGAAGAUCGCGCCGCCCAUCUGUUCCUCGCUCGUCCUCACCAACUUCGACUUGUCCGACGACGAUUCGUCCCCAAAACUCCAACGGAGCGCUUCCGAAACUUGCCGUCCGACGACCUCCCUGAUCUCCUCACUGACCACCCUCCGGAGCGUUUCCGUCGAGAAAAACAAUAAUAUUAAUAUUAGUCUUCAACAUUAA
Caenorhabditis sp. 36 PRJEB53466 is the source of this 6280-nucleotide messenger RNA. Lineage: Eukaryota; Metazoa; Nematoda; Chromadorea; Rhabditida; Rhabditidae. The record is from the annotation of a GenBank genome assembly.